AUGAUGAUGCCAGAACUUCCAGAGGAUUUGUUAGUGGAGAUACUCUGCCGCGUUCCGGCUACAUCUUUGAAACGAUUACGAUCUACUUGCAAACUAUGGAACCAUUUAUACAACGAUAAGAGAUUCAAAAGCAAACACUGCCAUAAAGCCCCAAGGCAAUCUCUGAUUCUCAUGUGGAAGAAUUUUGGUUUUUCUUCGAUUAGCAUCAAUCUCCAAAGAGUUUCACCUAUAGAGGUCACUGGUGAACUUAACCUAAUCGACCAUCAUUCUAGUUUAGGUAUGUUCAGGAACUCUCCAUUAUGUCAAACUUCUGGCUUAUUGUUAUGCGUCAACGUGGAGAAAAUUAAUACUAGGCUCGUGGUAUGGAACCCGUGUACUGGUAAAACCAAGUGGAUUCAACACAGAAGGAUGGGCUACAUCUGCAACUAUGCUCUUGGAUCCUACCAAGACAAAAAAUCCGACAAUAAUAGCUACAAAAUAUUGAGCCACGGGAUUUAUGGUGGCCAAGAGUUCGAAAUUUAUGAGAUUAACUCAAAUUCAUGGAGGAUUCUUGAUGUCACUGUGGACUCCUCUUUGUACAUUGAAAACGUUUCUUUGAAGGGUAAGACUUACUGGUUUGCUACAGAUGGAAAUGAUAAACCGUGCGACCUAUUCUUGAUCUGUUUUGAUUAUACGACAGAAAGAUUUGAACGUCUAUGUCUUCCGUAUCAGAUUCCGUAUUUUCGUAAUACAUCUCUAUCAGUUGUUAAAGAAGAGAAACUUUCCGUGUUAUUACAACCUUCCCUUACAUCGAAGACACAGAUAUGGGUGACAAAUAAGAUUGGUGAGGCCAAAGUGUUGUCGUGGAUCAAGUUUUUAACGGUGGAUUUGAAGCCUGAGAUUAAAUAUGGCAUAAAAUUCUUGGUCGAUGAGGAGAACAAAGUCCUUGUGUAUGAGCAAAAUUUUGUAAUAAACGGCAAAAACAACAUGAUAUACGUCGUUGGAGAGGACAACGAAGUUAGGGAAGUGGUGUUUAGAGUCGGAUUAAAACCAUUAUUCUUUUAUUAUGUUCCAAGUUUGACUCAAAUCCGGCAAGGUAAUGAUUAA
This is a messenger RNA of Arabidopsis thaliana (thale cress), 1086 nucleotides long. RefSeq names its product F-box and associated interaction domains-containing protein. Lineage: Eukaryota; Viridiplantae; Streptophyta; Magnoliopsida; Brassicales; Brassicaceae. The transcript has a single exon. The coding region runs from base 1 to 1086 and encodes 361 amino acids. The record is from RefSeq and is marked reviewed.